GAAUUACUAAUUUUAGGCAAUUCUAUUACUAGAUGAAUACCUUUUAUGCACGGCUGUUCAAAAACAUCAGUGUCAGAUGUUUUUUGGGGUUUGAAAGGUGUAAAAUUGUUAUGAGUGUUUGAUCUUUAAAACAGAGGAUGUUUAGUUAUUAAGUAUAUAUAUGAAUCAACUGGCAUUCAAUUAGGGUAUUCGACCACCUUAAAUGUCCUCUGUUUUUUAGGAUAAAUUUUAACAGCAUAAGCCCUUUCUUAUCUUUAUACAAACUGCUACUUAUUUCUGAAGAAAAAUCAUGUCGUUUCCUGCACAGCACCAGGAAAUACAGCCAGGGCUCGAGUAUCUUAUGGUACCCCAGCCCAUUUCAGUUGCCCCAACUUAUAAAUCUGCUGGGAAAUUGAAGGGGAAAGUGGCUCUGGUUACUGGUGGUGAUUCGGGGAUUGGAAGAGCUGUGUGCUACCAUUUUGCUCUGGAAGGUGCCACAGUUGUUUUUACUUAUGUUGGUACUGUGGAGGAAAUUGAUGCCAAUGAGACUCUGGAAAAGCUAGCAGAAUACAAGACUGCUGAUGCUAGAAACCCCAUGAAAAUCCCUGUCAAGGAUUUGGGAAACGAUGACACAUGCAAAGAGGUUGUGGACAAUGUUAUUGCAGCGUAUGGGUGCAUUGACAUAUUGGUUAACAAUGCAGCAGAAAAUCAUGUGGUGGAGAGGAUUGAAGACAUGAAAGCUGACCAAGUAGAACGCACAUUUAGGACAAAUAUAUUUUCUCAAUUCUUCAUUGCAAGUCAUGCGGUGAAGCAUAUGAAAGAGGGCUGUAACAUUAUCAAUAGCCUUUCAAGACAAGCUUACCUAGGAAUGCCGAGUACCCUUGACUAUGCCUCUUCUAAGGGAGCCAUUCUCACUUUUACAAGGGGGCUUGCUAGGCAACUUGCCAAGCGUGGAAUAAGGGUUAAUGGUGUUGCCCCUGGACCAAUAUGGACCCCUGUUAAUGUUGCAUCUCUAGAUGCCAAUGCAGUAGCCCAUCUGGGAGAGGAUACACUGAUGGGAAGAGCUGGACAACCAUGUGAGGUAGCUCCAUGCUAUGUUUUCCUUGCUUCUCAAGAUGCUUCUUACAUGACAGGCCAAGUUCUCCAUCCUAAUGGGGGAGCUGCCAUGUACUCUUGAGACUAUGAUGCCUUAAUUCUGUAUCUGAUGGUGCAUUUCAAUUAUCUAGCCCUUGGGCUUUAGAAUAUGCAUGUCUGCUCUUCGCUAUGCACGGAAUUCAAGUUCGGGUGGUCAUUUUGUUCCCUUCAGUUGCAAAUAUGUGAUUUUCUUCUUAUUUGUGGGGCUUUGAUUUUUAACAAGACUGUCUCACUCAAUGUUUCCUCAAUAUGGGAUUCAAGAGAUGUCUUACCAUUCAUUACAUUUUGAAGCUUUAAUAUAUAAGCAUGUAUGAUGGUCAAUUGCCUCAUGCAAUAUCUCGUGUAUCAUAAUGAAAAGGCAAAUUUUUUUUUUA
Cryptomeria japonica (Japanese cedar) is the source of this 1487-nucleotide messenger RNA. RefSeq names its product glucose and ribitol dehydrogenase. The record is from RefSeq and is a predicted model, not a curated record. The coding region runs from base 290 to 1156 and encodes 288 amino acids. Lineage: Eukaryota; Viridiplantae; Streptophyta; Pinopsida; Cupressales; Cupressaceae. The transcript is spliced from 6 exons. Gene Ontology annotation, molecular function: oxidoreductase activity.